Molecule: messenger RNA, 3459 nt
Organism: Talaromyces amestolkiae
Lineage: Eukaryota; Fungi; Ascomycota; Eurotiomycetes; Eurotiales; Trichocomaceae
Exons: 3
Coding region: 1-3459 (1152 amino acids)
Biological process (GO): transcription-coupled nucleotide-excision repair
Cellular component (GO): nucleus
Molecular function (GO): ATP binding; ATP-dependent chromatin remodeler activity
Source: RefSeq, a predicted model, not a curated record
AUGCAGUCUGAUGCCACUGAUCCCACGCUCAACACAUCAUUAACCGAUGAGACCGCAAAGCUGCGCGAGCUUGAGGCAAAUAUUCGAGAUCAGGAUGAGCUCGAAAGGGAGCUUGGUCGUCAGGCCGACCAGCUUCUUAUCGAACAAGCCGACGAGCGAGACCAGAAACGGAUCGAACGCACAACAAAGGAGAAGCUAAAAAUAGAAGACCAGAUUCUAAAGCUCUAUCACCGUUUGGAGCAACGUGUUGGACCUGCCCAAAGAGUGCGCAUCGAAUCAGACAUUGCCAAGGCACAAAAUGAAUUAUCUUCACUCGAAAACGAUCUUAAGGAAAUACAGGAACGCAUUGACAAUCGCCAUGAAGAGAAGGAUAUUGAAGCGAAUGUCGAAUCCGGGCGACUGCCAAACGAGUCCAGACGAGAGUACCUCAUUCGAACGGGAAAAAUUACACCUUUCUCAAAGAUGGGAACUGGCCCGAAAGAGGGACCACUAGCAAGUUUACAUGAUGCUUUGAUAGAUGCCGAGGACGAGCGCGAUGAAGCCGAAGCUCUACGUGAUGCCUCCCGAAGAGCUGCGGUCUCUCAUCGAAACUUGAGACUCCCGGGUAUCGACAUCAGUGACGUCAGCGAGAUCACUUCUGACGGUAUAUCUGAUUCGGAUAAAUCACGGAAGAGGAAACGAGCGACACAGGAUCAUCGUAAGGAUCGCACCAAACGGACACGAAAUGUCGAUCCAGAGGCAGAAGACGAUAGUUACGUAGAAAGUGACUAUUUAUCAUCCUCAACGGACGAGUUUGAUCCUACGCCCGGAGAAGUCCGCGAAAGGCAAAGUAGCAAAAAGUAUACAGAUGAUGUAGAAGAUCUUCGAGGAUUGGAUGAUGGGAACGAAGAGUUUUAUCAAACUCGAUUAAAGCGCUGGGUACGUCGUCGCGCGGCCGCCCGCAAGAGAGUAACCGAUUCAGAAAUCAAAACGGAAGAGCCUGAACAGAUAGAUAUCAUAGAAAGAAGCUCUACGGAGGAAUGGUUACUACCUCAUCCUACGGUUCCCGAUGCUGAAUAUGACGGGGGCUAUCGUGUACCUGGUGAUAUAUUUCCUGUCCUUUUUGACUAUCAAAAGACUGGUGUGCAGUGGCUUUGGGAGCUUUACCAGCAGCAAGUUGGGGGUAUUAUUGGUGAUGAGAUGGGUCUGGGAAAGACGAUUCAGGCCAUAUCUUUUCUAGCCGGUCUUCACCAUAGCGGAAAGCUGACCAAACCGGUGAUCGUCGUUGCUCCCGCAACUGUCAUGAAGCAGUGGGUGACAGAGUUUCACCGAUGGUGGCCGCCUUUUCGAGUUUCCAUUCUGCAUACAUCGGGAAGUGGUAUGAUUAACGUUCGAAGCGAAAGCAAUCGCGAGAACGCUUUGAACGAUGAAAUGUGGGAUCCAAAUCGACCUUAUACCAUGACCAAAGCUCAGAAGACUGCGAAGAAGAUUGUACAGAGAGUAGUUGAGGAAGGGCAUGUGCUGGUCACGACGUAUUCUGGCUUGCAGACGUAUGCACCUGUUUUGAUUCCCGUCGACUGGGAUUGUGCUAUUCUUGAUGAAGGGCACAAGAUCCGCAACCCGAAUACUUCGAUUACAAUUCAUUGUAAAGAAUUGCGUACCCCUCAUCGACUGAUUUUGUCCGGUACACCCAUGCAAAAUAACCUCUCUGAGCUUUGGUCACUCUUUGACUUUGUUUUUCCAAUGCGUUUGGGUACGCUGGUUGACUUUCGAAACCAGUUCGAGUUUCCUAUCCGUCAAGGAGGUUAUGCGAAUGCAAGUAAUUUGCAAGUCCAGACAGCAGCUCGAUGUGCCGAAACUCUGAAAGAUGCCAUCAGCCCUUAUCUUCUCCAACGGUUCAAGGUCGAUGUCGCUUCCGACCUGCCAAAAAAGAGCGAGCAGGUGCUAUUCUGCAAGCUCUCUCCACUCCAAAGAAAGGCUUACGAGCAAUUUCUGAAUUCACAAGAAUGUAACUCGAUUCUUGCCGGUCGACGACAGGUUCUAUACGGAGUUGAUAUGCUGCGUAAGAUCUGUAACCACCCAGACCUUGUGACACACAAACUUUUCUCCGCGACAACCGGCUAUGGAGACCCUUCCAAAUCCGGAAAGAUGAAAGUCGUCAAAGCGCUGCUAGAACUGUGGAAGGAUACUGGACAUAAGACGCUAUUGUUCGCUCAACAUCGCAUUAUGCUCAACAUCCUCGAGAAAUUUGUAAAAAUAUUACCAGGUUUCAACUAUCGGAGAAUGGAUGGCGAGACUCCGAUACAUCGGCGCCAACCUCUCGUUGAUGAAUUUAACAAUUCACCAGAUAUACACGUUUUCUUACUCACUACCAAGGUCGGUGGCUUGGGUGUCAAUUUGACAGGGGCCGAUCGAGUUAUCAUCUACGACCCGGAUUGGAAUCCGUCAACUGAUAUGCAAGCCCGAGAAAGAGCGUGGCGGUUAGGUCAAAAGAGGGAAGUCACAAUCUAUCGUCUAAUGACAGCUGGAACGAUCGAGGAGAAGAUCUAUCACCGACAGAUAUUCAAACAGUUCCUGACGAACAAGGUUUUGAAAGAUCCAAAACAGCGGCAGACCUUCGAGAUGAGCAAUCUACACGAUCUUUUUUCGCUGGGAGAAGAAGGUCAAACGGAGACUAGCAGUAUGUUCAAGACGGAAGUCACAUAUCAAGAAAAAGACGAACCAAAGGAAAAUAUCAAGACGGAGCAAGCGACUGAAACCGAUGAAAAAGAAAUCCAAAAAGUUGAAGGAAUAGCAGCAGUUGAACACUUCCACGACGACACCGAUGAAACUAAUGCCAAGGAUGAAGGAAACGGAGCCCCCAAAUCCGAAGCCCGUCUCAUGGAAACCAUCUUUGCACAAUCAGGCGUCCACUCCGCGCUCGAACACGACCGAAUUGUCAACGGCAAGAAAAUCAUCGCCCCAGACAAAAGCAUCAUUGAAGCCGAAGCCAAACGUCUCGCUGCAGAAGCAGCCGAGAAACUCCGCAAAGCUGAACAAGCCGCCCGUCAAGUUCCCGUCGGCACUCCAACCUGGACGGGACAAUUCGGUAUUGCCGGCCGACCAGAAGAACGACCUCGCUCAGCAUUUGGCGGAGCAGCCAGUGUUGCACGGGGUGCUGGCGCUGGACCUUCCUCAGCCAGUAUACUCGCCAAUCUAGCCAACCGAACGGGAGCACGAAGUCGAACCAGCAGUCCACGCGACAGCCCUGUCCCUGGAGGCGGUCGCCCUGAUUUCAUGUCUAUGAUUCGCGAUUACAUGAUUGCGCAGGGCGGUUCGGCAUAUACGCAGAUGCUGAUUGAUCAUUUUAAUCGGUUCUGUACUACGCCUCAACGAUCAGCUGAGUUUAAGGAGACUCUCAAAACGGUUGCUACUCUAGAAAAGGGUGGACGUAACGGGAGGGGGAAGUGGUUGCUGAAGAAGGAGUAUGCAAAGCGGUGA